Messenger RNA from Selaginella moellendorffii, 1282 nucleotides. RefSeq names its product bifunctional pinoresinol-lariciresinol reductase 2. Lineage: Eukaryota; Viridiplantae; Streptophyta; Lycopodiopsida; Selaginellales; Selaginellaceae. Gene Ontology annotation, molecular function: oxidoreductase activity. The transcript has 6 exons. Bases 87 to 1022 code for a protein of 311 amino acids. The record is from RefSeq and is a predicted model, not a curated record.
GCUUCUAUGAAAUGUAACUUUUUGUCUAGAAUAAAGCUGCUAAUAGAAGGAUUACCUGAACUGCAGAGUCUUCUUGGGAACUUGCGAUGGCUGCCUCCAGCAAGCCUCGAGUUCUCAUCAUCGGGUGCACUGGCUACAUCGGGAGGUUCAUUACAAACGCCAGCAUUCGUCUCGGCUAUCCGACUUAUCUGCUUGUCCGCCCAGAGGUUGCAAGUGAUGUGGACAAGGCUGCCAUGGUAAUUGGCUUCAAGAGCGCCGGAGCAACACUCGUCGAGGGAUCUGUGACUGACGAAAAGAAGCUCGUGGAGGCUUUAAAGCUGGUCGAUAUUGUCAUUUGCAGCAUAGCAGAAAAGAAUUUGAAUGACCAAGUGAAGCUCAUUCAGGCUAUCAAGCAAGUUGGGACAAUCAAGAGGUUCUUACCUUCGGAGUUUGGAAUGGAUCCCGGGCUCAUGGAUCACGCAAUCGCUCCGGGGAACAAAGUUUUCAUGGACAAGAUGAAAAUUCGGAGGGCCAUCGAAGCGGCACAAAUCCCACACACGUACGUCUCCGCGAAUUGCUUCGCUGGUUACUUCCUCUCUGGCAUCGCACAGUUCGGCCGCUUCUUUCCUCCUCGAGACACAGCUGUCGUCUACGGUGAGGGAAAUGCGAAAGUGAUUUGGGUGGACGAGAACGACGUCGGGACUUUUGUGCUCAAAGCCGCCGAGGAUCCGCGGACUCUAAACACGUCUGUGUACAUCCGGCCACCGAAGAACAUACUCUCCUUGAACGAAGUCCUCCAGCUGUGGGAGAAGAAGAUCGGCAAAACGCUCGAGAAGCACACCUUGCUUGAAGAGGAGUUCAUGAGCAUGAUAAGCAACGAGAAGGCUUCUUUGCCGGAGAGAGCGGCCCUUGCACACUUCUAUCAGAUAUUUUACCGAGGGGACCUGAUGUUUGAGAUAGGCCCGGACGGGCGAGACACGGGAGAGCUCUACCCCGACGUAAGCUACACGACUGUGGACGCCUACCUUGAUCGUUACUUGUGAACGUAUUACUUGCUUUAGAAUAGUUCCUUGGUUGACUUAUUUGUAGCGCCUACUUUUUCAGCUCCAGCAACUCUACGCUCAUGUCAAAUGUGGCUUUUGGCUGCAACCAAAGUCAGUGUCUUCUAGAGAUCUCGAGAAAAGCUUACAGGAAUUUCGUUCAUCCCUCUAUCUCCAUAGCCGACAUCAGGGGUGACGAUCACAGUUCUCUGCCAGUGAGGCGAAGAUGAGCAAAGAAAAAUAAACAAAUUUUCUCUACCUUG